AUGCGGGCAGUAGCGGCGGCAGCAGAGGGGAUGGAUGGGGAGGCGCGGCUGUCGACGGAGGAGGCGCAGAUCCGCUUGGAGGUGAUGAUUGAGGACCCGCGCGAGGUGGAGCGGCGGCGGCAGAUGGGCAUCGAGAAUGAAAUCGGUGCCCUCCCCAACCUUUCCCCCUCUAGUCCCCCCCUCCCUUUCCCCUCUCCCCUCCCUUCCUCAACCCCCACCUGCCCCUGCAGACUGCAGCGUCCGUUUGGUGCUUGUUUUGAGACAGCUAUGAACAUUUCCCUUUUUGCCCUCCCCUACGCUGCUCCCUCACCUCUCUCCCCCGCCUUCCCCUCCACCCCUCUCCCCCACCCUUCUCUCCCUACCCCUCUCCCCCACCCUUCUCUCCCUACCCUUCUCCCCCACCCUGUCAUUUCUCCCCACUCUGACAUUUCUCCCCACCCUGUCAUUUCUCCCCACCCUGUCAUUUCUCCCCACCCUAUCAUUUCUCCCCACCCUGUCAUUUCUCCCCACCCUGUCAUUUCUCCCUACCUUGUCAUUUCUCCCCACUCUGUCAUUUCUCCCCACCCUGUCAUUUCUCCCCACCCUGUCAUUUCUCCCCACCCUGCUACCCUGCUAUUUCUCCCCUCCUUGUCAUUCCCUCCCCCCCCCCCCUGUCAUUUCUCCCCUCCCUGCUCCUCUCUUUCCUUCCCCCCUGCUAACCUUGUGUUUACGCCCGGCUCAGUCUUUCUUUUCCCCUUCUUACCCUUAGUUCCUCCCUCCUCACUCUUUUCUUUUCCCCAUGCUCUUUCUCUCACCAUCCUUGUCCCUAUGCCACUCGUUAUCUCACAAUCUGUUUAUGCUCCCCUGUCUGCUCAUUCACACCUUCCCUCUCCCUUAAGUGGUGCAGGUUGUCGAGCAUGA
Molecule: messenger RNA, 900 nt
Organism: Closterium sp. Naga37s-1
Lineage: Eukaryota; Viridiplantae; Streptophyta; Zygnematophyceae; Desmidiales; Closteriaceae
Source: the annotation of a GenBank genome assembly